GCAGCUGCCUCCUGGGUUGCCAAAGGCAGGCAUCCAGGGGGCUUUGUCUGACCAGGCUGGCCUAGGACAGAAUGGGGUUUCUGGGGGUCCUGCUGGGGGUGCUGGCUUUCCUAGGGGUCGCUCCACGAGGCUCCUUCACCCUUCACUGGAAUAGUACCUCCUGCUACUUGGUCAAGCCCAUCCCUGGUAGCCCUCCGGGCUCCCUGAGCUUCUUGGGCCAAGAUGCCCAAGGCUUGGCACUAUUCCAGGCCCUCUGGGAUGCUCACUACAGGCUGAAGGUAUGUAUCAGGCAGGAUGAAGCUGAGCUCAUCAGAGCUUUCAGGGCCCUCUGUACUAGUGAGUCCUGGAGGCACUCCUUCAUCCACACCCCUGGACCUGAGCUGCAGAGAGUACUGACCACUCUGCAGAGCCAGUGGGAGGCCUGUCAAGGGUCUGAGGCUAGUCCCACAGGAACCAGGGAGAAGCGAGCAACAGGGCAGAGUGGAGCACCUGACGGAGGGCAUGGUCGAAGGAGGAGAGGCUGGACCAUUCCUGGCACGCUGUGGUGUGGAGUUGGGAACUCUGCUGAGAACUCCUCAGAACUGGGUAUGUUCCACGGCCCUGACCUCUGCUGCCGGGAACACGACCAAUGCCCACAAACCAUCUCACCUUUGCAGUAUAACUAUGGCAUCCGAAACUUCCGAUUCCACACCAUCUCUCACUGCGAUUGUGAUGCCAGGUUUCAGCAAUGUCUGAGGAGCCAGGGUGAUUCCAUUUCUGACAUCAUGGGCGUGGCCUUCUUCAACGUGCUGGAGAUCCCCUGCUUUGUGCUGAAGGAGCAGGAGGCCUGUGUGGCAUGGCACUGGUGGGGAGGGUGCAGGGCAUAUGGCUCAGUGCCCCUUGCUCAUCUUCAGCCCAGGACCUACUACAAUGCCUCCUGGAAGCCUACAGCCAUCUCACCUACUCCCAGCCCCCAGAGUCCAGCCCCCAGCCAACACUCCCAGAAGAGGCGCCCACAGCAGAUACAAGCCGGGCACCAAAGCACAGCCACCACCACGGCCUUCCAGAUCCCUGCAGUCUCCUCCAUGCCUGAUAUGGUCCCCAGAGCCCAGCCAGGAGUUCCCCAUCCAAGCUAUCAGGGUGGCCCAAAACUUCAAGGUGCUCACCGAGUCUGUCGAACCCUUCGACACCUAGACCGGUGUGAACACCAGAUCAAGCCUCAGGAAACCAAGUUCCAUCUGCUCAACGGAGCCCAGAUGCCCCUGUUCCAUUGCAAUUGCACCCGCCGCCUGGCUCGUUUCCUGAGGCUCCACAGCCCACCUGCAGGCACCAACAAGGUCUGGGAGCUCCUGGGAACCACCUGCUUCAAGCUUACCCCCCAACUCGACUGCGCUGAAGACAAAGGCUGUUCCAGAGACCACAGGGCCAUCAAGGUGUCAGCUCGGCACUUGCGGAGGCUUCAGCAGAAACGGCUCCAUUUCUGGGAUAAAGGCACAGAUGGGACUCUGGCCUGGCCUCUGGAGCCUUCAGGGACCUCCAGGUCAUUCUACAGCCAGUGCCUGCAAUUAACCCCAGCAAUCUGGAGAGCUGGUGGACAGAAGAAAUUCCGGAGCUCAUGACCUCAGGCUAGCAGCCUGGGCGCCAGCCUGGACCUCCUUCCUGGCUUUGCUAUGUUCUGGGAGACUUGGUCUCUUCUUUGAGGAACAGCGUGGCUCUCGUGGACAACAGGAGGCUUGAUAGGAGGAGCCUCAAGGCCCGAAUGCUGGGCCAUAUCUGCUGUACUGGAUGACUGGGAGCUGAUGCUACAGCUACUGUGCCUGGAUGUGGUGUUCAGGAGGCUCUUUCUGAAGUCUUGGGUUUAGACCUUGCCAGGCAACAUCAUACACAGGUGGAAAUGGGGGACCAGAAGCAAGUACCUGACUGUCCCUGUUGCAAAAUUAACACGUCUUGAGACCUGCCUCGGGGAGGGAGCCUCAGCACCUGGCUGUGAGGCCUAGAGCUGCAGGUAGGAAAAGAGAGCUACAGCAGAAAUACCCGGAUGUGAAUCCAGCAUGGGGAACAUGCUCGGAACUCUCCUCACUGGAGACCCCUUCUUUUAAUAGCUUCUGGGCCCUUCCUAGCCUGAACUAAUAUUUCUGCUCUAACUCUCAAUUGAAAUCUCUUCUGUGCCCUUGAGGAGUUAGGACAAGGGACCUCCUUUCUCCACCCUGAGCCUUAGUUUCCUCCUCUGAAGAGAGGAGGGGUUUUGUUUGUUUUUGUCUGAGCCAGGAUUUAAUUGUAGCCCAGGCUGGCUCUGGCUAUGUACACGAGUAUAACCUUGGACUUCGGAUCCACCUUCCUCUACCUCCAAGGGCUGGGAUUACAAGACUAAGC
Molecule: messenger RNA, 2352 nt
Organism: Onychomys torridus (southern grasshopper mouse)
Lineage: Eukaryota; Metazoa; Chordata; Mammalia; Rodentia; Cricetidae
Gene: Pla2g3
Product: phospholipase A2 group III
Exons: 7
Coding region: 72-1598 (508 amino acids)
Biological process (GO): arachidonate secretion; phospholipid metabolic process
Molecular function (GO): A2-type glycerophospholipase activity
Source: RefSeq, a predicted model, not a curated record